Lagenorhynchus albirostris (white-beaked dolphin) is the source of this 5564-nucleotide messenger RNA. RefSeq names its product transmembrane protein 164 (gene TMEM164). The transcript has 7 exons. The record is from RefSeq and is a predicted model, not a curated record. The coding region runs from base 413 to 1306 and encodes 297 amino acids. Lineage: Eukaryota; Metazoa; Chordata; Mammalia; Artiodactyla; Delphinidae.
GCAGGGGGAGGAAGACGGGGAGGAGGAGCCGUGCGCGGCGGCCGCGGCAGCCGCCGGGGGAGCCGAGUGCCCGGGCGCGGGGAGCGCGGGGAUCCAAGCGAGUGCCCAGCCGGGGCUGCAGGCCGACUGCCGAUUGGCCAACGGCUCGUUUCCACCCUGCCUCGUUGGUGGCCACUGGAGAAGCGCGGGGGGCUCCCCAGACAGCCGUGGGGACAAGUUAGAGCCAGCACUUUGCCCCGGGCCUCGCGUGUAGCUUCCCGUCCCCUGCUCUAGGUGCCCUGGUGUCCGGAGGGGGGUGCGGGUGCGGGGGUGUGCCCUCCGUACAUGUCCCACCACCCGGGCCACCCUCUGGGCUUGUGUUCCAUCUCGCUCUUGCUUCCUGCACGGUGGUCGAGGGGAACCACUUUGCAUCAUGUCCCGGUAUAGCUACCAAAGUCUCCUGGACUGGCUCUAUGGGGGCGUGGACCCCAGCUUUGCAGGCAAUGGGGGCCCCGACUGUGCUGCCUUCCUCUCUUGGCAGCAGCGGCUGCUGGAAAGUGUGGUGGUCCUGACCCUGGCCCUGUUGGAGAUCCUGGUGGCCCUGCGGCACAUCCUGAGGCAGACGAAGGAGGACGGUAGGGGUGGCCGUGGCUGCCAGCCAGAGCAGGUGACCCAGCGGCCAGAGGAAGGCAAAGAGAGCCUGAGCAAGAAUCUGCUCUUAGUAGCCCUGUGCCUGACCUUCGGGGUGGAGGUGGGCUUUAAGUUCGCCACCAAGACCGUCAUCUACCUGCUCAACCCCUGUCACCUGGUCACCAUGAUGCAUAUCUUUCUCCUGGCCUGCCCUCCAUGUCCGGGAGCUGUCGUCGUCUUCAAGCUACAGAUGCACAUGUUGAAUGGAGCUCUUCUUGCCCUGCUGUUUCCUGUGGUAAAUACGCGGCUGCUCCCCUUUGAAUUGGAGAUUUACUACAUUCAGCAUGUUAUGCUCUACGUGGUACCCAUCUACCUGCUCUGGAAAGGAGGUGCUUAUACCCCGGAGCCCCUCAGCAGUUUCCGCUGGGCCCUUCUCUCGACUGGCCUCAUGUUCUUUUAUCACUUCAGCGUCUUGCAGAUCCUGGGCCUGGUCACCGAAGUGAAUUUGAACAACAUGCUGUGUCCGGCCAUCUCAGACCCAUUCUACGGCCCCUGGUAUCGCAUCUGGGCCUCGGGACACCAGACUCUCAUGACCAUGACCCACGGGAAGCUGGUCAUCCUGUUCUCAUACAUGGCUGGGCCCUUGUGUAAAUAUCUGCUGGAUUUGCUCCGGCUUCCAGCCAAGAAAAUAGACUGAAGGUGCUUGUGUUGUUUUGUUUUGUUUUGUUUUGGGGUUUUUUUUUUCUUCUGCCCCUGAGGAAACAAGUCCUGACUCCACUUGGAGGACACCCAGCUCUUGAUGACAUCAUGGGAGAGGGCAGGAGGACGUUUGGUGUGUUUCUUUUUCCUUCCUCUCUGUCCCUUUCUUCCACCACUCUUCCUUCCCCGGCUCUUCCCCCAGGACGGCUCCUGGAGCCUGGGCUGUAGUGCUGCAGCCUGGGCGGUAGUGCUGGAGCCUGGGCGGUAGUGCUGGAGCAUGGGCUGUAGUCCUGGAGCCAGGGCUGUAGUGCUGGAGCCUGGGCGGUAGUGCUGGAGCAUGGGCUGUAGUCCUGGAGCCUGGGCUGUAGUCCUGGAGCCAGGGCUGUAGUGCUGGAGCCUGGGCGGUAGUGCUGGAGCCUGGGCUGUAGUCCUGGAGCCUGGGCGGUAGUCCUGGAGCCUGGGCGGUAGUGCUGGAGCCUGGGCGGUAGUCCUGGAGCCUGGGCGGUAGUGCUGGAGUAUGGGCUGUAGUGCCGAGGGCCGCACGUUUCCUCCUUCCCUUUGCCGCUCUCUCCCUGCUCCUCGUGGCCUUAAAUGGCGAGACAGUAGUCAGUGGCUUUCACUCUGCUAGUUGCUGCUUUAACAACAUCUGGUUGAGGAGAAAGGGAACAACAAGCAGUAGUUCUUUUGGCAUCGAAGCGAUGAGAUUGGGCUGUGUUUCAUUUCUCCACUGCCAGGGACCUCCAGGCUUAUGCUGGGGUCCCCUUUUGUCUCCAGCACAGCCCUCACCAUAAGAGGACUGAGGCCUUGUUUCUAUACCAGCGGCAAGCCGAGAGCCAAGGGAUUUCCCAGCUCAUGGCCAAAAGAGAGCUGGCCAGAUUCUUCCCACUGGUGUCCCAUGACUCAAAGCAAGCGGCCAACCAGCCACUCCCUCCAGGAUGCUGCCAGAGGUGGGAGGUGUGGGGCGCUACCCAGCCCAGGGGCUAGAUUCCACUAUUGCAAUGGCAAAUCCAAAGUGCGCAAGGUUGAAAUGUCCACAGCUAAUGCUAGGCAGGACCUUGGGUAAAUUCUGCUUGAGAGCUGAGAACUGACCCAUAUCCCAAUCAGAAGUGAGCGUAGAAAUGAGUCAAAAGCCGUGGUAACUUGAGAAAACUGUGAUCUGAAUCAUAUGCUUGCUUUUAGUUUAAUGUUGAUAAUAGAUGACGUUUUAAUUUUGAGUGCCCCUUAAAUGUUCUCUCUCUCUCUUUUAAAGGCAGCUUCAGGGAAGGAUGAGCUAGAGUUGGGUUUUCUGGCUCUUGGAGUUCUGUGUAUUCGUCUGUCCAUUUGCUUUUGGAUGUUUGAGUUCGGAGCAUCCUUGAAUCAGGGCCUGUCUCUGGAGGGACACCUGUCGAUCCGUCUCGUGGUUUUGCAGCAUGUCUCGGCAUCCUAGGUUUGGGAACAUACAGAUCCUGCAGUGCUGUUUCCCUCGGGCCAGGUGUCGUCACUGCGGCCAGACUCAGAGAUGAAUUGUUUAGCAUGGGGGUGGGGGGCAUCACAUGCUCCCCAGCCCGAAAGCCCACGUCUGGGUUGAAAGGGAGGUACCAAAAAAUCAGGUCCCCAUGGGUGGAGGUUCAAGUGCUCUGAAAGGGAGACCUUUUGUUGCAAGGCAGCCUCAGUCAUACAUGGACCUCAAGAAGGAGGUGGUACCAUUUGCUGGCUCCCUGUUGGCUCUUACUAAGAAUAGAUUACUUAAUAACAGAAAAGAUAUUUCUGGGACCUCCUCUGAUGAGCCCCCCCACUCCCUCUCCCACUCUAGGCAGCCCAGUUGCCCUGGGCCCAUUCAGUAUUUCAGGUGUUACUGUAUCAGACCUAGAUUGAGUUUCAGGGACUCAGUGGUCAUGAUUUUAGCAAGUGGACCUACAGGAGGCAGCAGGAUGGAGAAGUCUCUCCUAGCAAGGCGAGGCCCAGGGAAGCAACCACGGCGGGGCCCAUCCCUUUGCAGAGGUACGCUGGCAGUGAGGUCAUCAAUCCCCAGGGUGUGGGGUUGCAGGAAGGGGGAACCCGUGAGCUCCUCAAGAUGCAUGACCUUCAUUUUCUGCCAUCUUUGAGGGUUUGGCCGAAUUUUUCUUAGUGCCUCUCAGCCCUGGGUUGCCCUCCGGAAGAGGCAGCUCUUGAGGGGCUGGAUUCGCCCCGCCCACUGGCUGCGUGUAGGCGUGGCUGAUGAGGCAAGACCUCAGUGCCCCUUGGCCUCUUCCUCCGUGUCUCCAUGGCCUGGUGCGGGGUGCUAGUCAGCUCGAGCUUCCCUUGCACUGGCGUGCCUCUCAAAGUUCGCCACGCUGGCUGGCAGCUUUCAGCUGCUUAGAGGGAAAGAAGAAAGUGGAAGCUACGUGCCUGGCUGGGCCAGGUCAGAGGCAGGUGCACCUGUCUGGGGGAAGGGGAUGAGAAGGGGAGAUACAGGGCUUCUGGUUGGCUCGGAAACAUGUAGGGGGAAGGAACAGAGAGCAAGUCCCGUCCCAGGUUGCACAGGGAGUCAUGGCCUGCGUUGGAGGUGUUGGGCAGCAGCGGGCGUCUGAAUUGGUCUCUACCUGACUCUCCUUGGGCCAGGCCCAUGCGGAGAGGUUACCUGGCCAGACCCUCGGCGGCCUGCCUUGGAGGAUGGCCCCUGCAGCAGUGGGCCCGGGCUGCCCGGCACGUCCCCUGUGCUUUCCUGUCGGUGCCAAGGGGCUUCCCCAGCCAUCCUGGCCAAGUUUCCAUGUGCCAUUGGCCAGCAUGUGAGAGCUCCGUGUGUUUGUGGAAGUGGACAGUUUCUUUUAAAGUGGCCCCGGGAAGGCAAAGGAGUGUUCCCUCCAGCCCCCAGGUAGCCUUGGCUAAGGAUUGGCCCAGUGAGAUCAGUGUGUUCAGCUGGCCAACUUGGGACAUCAGCUCAGAAUAACAGAUGGUCAUGCCUGCUUGUGGGCCCCCAUCUCUUCUCCAUUCCCCGUGGUAUUUGCUUCUGUACACCAAAGAUGAUCUGGCCUAUCUUCUUCCCGGAGGCCCAGUGAUGUGUUCCUCUGUCAGCUUGUGAGGAAGCCACGGCUUCUGUCCCCCGAAGUCAACCUUCUCCCUUUCUCCUGGGACUUCUCAGCAUUCACAGAAGCUGCUUGCAGCGUGGCCAGGGCGUGUGGGGCGUCGGGGCCCAGUGUUUAGCGGAGCGGGCACAGCUGCCCACGGAGAGCAGGUUGUCAGCACGUCUCUGCGCGCUGGUGUUAGGGGGAGGCUGGCAGAAGACCCUUCCUCCCCCUCCCUUGGCCAGAAAAAGACUUCCAUGGAUGUGUACGUGUUGAUCCCGAGUCAUCUGAAGGGGAGAUGGGGAGGCGGGCGAGGGGAGAAGAAGGGCCAGUGUGGCCCCUACAAGACAAGACACCGGUGCUGGUUUUGGUAAAUCGGGAGCCAGGCAUAAGGGAGGACGUCUGUCCUGCAGGCCCUCGCAUGCUCCUUGGACUACCGGGAAGGGGCGUCCUCACUGCACACGCUGCCCCGCCCUCUGGGGGGUGGGGGUGGGUAGGGUCCAUGAGAGGGAGCGAACCUUCCUCUUCUGUAUAUAGAGUGAGCCACUUGUGCUCAGGAAAACCUAGUCGCUUGUUGCUGCUCUUGUGACAUUUUUGUACACUGGUUUGCUACUCGUGGCACGAAACAAACACAACAAGAAAAGUCAUUUCAAGCUGAGCUGUGGUUUUGGAAACCUGCUUUCUUUCAGUGUCAGUGUUGUAUUGUAUUUGGAGGAAUUCUUCAUCUCUAUUGGUGUUACUGUGGUAGAGAGAAUAAGAUAGUCCGACUUGUAAUUCUUUCUGCCGGGAAAUUGGCAGUGCCUCUGUCGUCGCCCCGACCCCGGUCCUUCCUCAUUCCCAGGGUGGGAUUGCUAUGCGCUGGGCACACCCCUCCCUGGCCCCCGCCCCCGCAGCGGCUCCCUUUAGAACCGGUCUUUGUGAUUCCCCUAAACAGCUGCAGAAUGAGUAUUUUUGCCAAGCUGGUUCUUGGGUGCUCUGUGCCCCUACCAGUUUGCUUGCCUCUUGGGGCAUUUUGUAAUGUUUUCUCUGUUUUGUAAAACCUUUUGAUUGUACCACAGUGGUUUCUGCAGUCACCUUUGGAAAUAAAUGGUCAUUAAUUUGUGUACUUAGCACUCUGAAUUUUAGUCUGAGGUGUUUCUGUUGUUGAGGAUCCUUGAAUGAAAAGGAACCCUCACCAUGGGACUCACUGUUAAAUGUUUCCUUCAUUUACUGCUAUUAAAAGGUUUAUGAGAA